Molecule: messenger RNA, 3146 nt
Organism: Ochlerotatus camptorhynchus
Lineage: Eukaryota; Metazoa; Arthropoda; Insecta; Diptera; Culicidae
Product: monocarboxylate transporter 2-like
Exons: 7
Coding region: 58-2571 (837 amino acids)
Biological process (GO): transmembrane transport
Cellular component (GO): membrane
Molecular function (GO): monocarboxylic acid transmembrane transporter activity
Source: RefSeq, a predicted model, not a curated record
AGUCAGGGAGGUGUAACAGGAGAAGACAAAGUUUUUAAAGUAGCCAUUCGCGAUAUAAUGUCUCUGCUGAAGUACAGUAAAACAUGGCCCUCGAUUCUGACCAAAAUGGCGGUUGUUCAGCUGCGUGUUGAUUCUAACGGGAGAACCUAUAGCUCAAUAGUGGAACCGGCGUGCCUAACCGGGCCGACGAAUCUAGUCGAAUCAAAUCCCAACUUCCGGAUGGGGCAUCCGCAGAUUUUGAUUCAGACUCCGGGGGAAACCCAGAUGUCCCUGCCGGAUGUGGCGAAUGUGGGGGAAGUGAAAUUAUCGGGUGCAAGUGUCAAUCAGUGCAUAUGUGGUAAUGCUAGUGCUGGUGUAACUGUGCGUUUGGAAGAAGAAGAUCACUUUCGACGGCCUUUUCGGUCGGCGUCGAUCAAGAUCGAUAGCUGGGAUUACAUCUACACGGAGAAGAUAGGCACCAAAGCGGUAGGAAGCAAUGGCGUUAGCGCACCUGCAGAAAUUCCGUGCGGUGAUCAUGGCUGCAUAACCGGCCAGGCUGCUCUGAAAGCGUCCACCCUGCGGAGACACUACUACCCGGAGGGUGAUUGGGGUUGGGUGAUCGUGUUUGUCGGAAUGCUUAGCGUAAUACUGAAUCACGGAGUGCAAAUAUCUGGCCCCCUCUAUCUUCUUCCAGCUGGCGAACGCUUCAAGCAGAGUGCUGUCAACAGUACAGGCUGGCUCGGAGCACUCUCCACGGCGGUAGCCCUCUUCAUCUCACCCAUCACGAUAGCGGUGUGCAAGCGGAAGUCCACUCGCCUCACGGCGGUCAUCGGCGGACUUGUAACCGCACUGGGCUGUCUGUUCACCUCGUUCGCAUCGCAGUUUCAUCAACUUUUCUUCAGUUAUGGUGCCGUCGUUGGCGUAGGGGUCGGUAUGACCCGGGACUGCUCGACGCUGAUGGUGGCGCAGUAUUUUAAGAGACGGCGAGAAUUUGUCGAAAUAUUUAUAGUGUCCGGAAGUGGACUAGGAAUAGCUGUUAUGUCAACUUUCAUUAAAUCAGCCAUCGAUGCCAUUGGGUGGCGUUUGGGACUGCAGGCGGUUACGGGGACUGUGUUCAUAACGUUCAUCCUUGGAACGUGUUAUCGAAGUGCGUCCCUGUAUCACCCUCAGAGGAGAGCAAUUCUGCAUCUGAAGAACCAAAAGCGAAAGAUCAAAGACAAAAACAAACAUGACGAUGGACCGCCGUUUUUCGAUUUUAGCACGCUGCGUAGCAAAACCGUACGGAUACUGCUGGUGUCUACGGGGAUAAGCGCUUUUGGAAUCAACACUCCGAUCUUCUACCUCGCGCAUCAGGUCGAGCAAGACGGAAUCAGCGACAAGGUGAUGAUUCUUCAGGUUUAUCUGGGCUUGGCGUGGACGUUGGGCUGCGCAGCGUUUGGAAUGCUAGUCGUUAGAAAUAGUGUCGAGUGUCGCAUAGCGCGACAAUAUCUAUGCCAAACAGCAACCUUCAUGUGUGGACUAUGUAUUCUGGCCCUGACGGCAGUUCACGGAAACUAUCAUGGAUAUGUGAUGUUUGUGUGGAUUUAUGGGAUCUUCUGCGGCGGGUAUCAUUACUCGUUGAAAAUGUAUACCUACGAGAAGGUGCGAGCGCGAAACUUUGCCCGAGCCUGGGGUUUCGUACAGUUUUCGCAAGCCAUACCCAUAGCGCUGGGAGUACCAUUAUCCGGUUAUAUGAACGUUGGAGGAUCGGGCAAGGCAGGCUACUACUUCAGUUCGGCGUGUGCUCUGAUCGGCAGUUUGUUUAUGUUCCUGAUUGAUUUGCACCGAAGAAACGUAUCUAGACAUAAGCAUACCAGGGCAAACGGAACACGUCAACUGUGCGUUUCGGAAACAUGUCCUCAACGAAGGAAGCUCUCGUUCUCGCAAGAACCGGACAACGAACCAGGUAUCAUCACCGGCAACACUGCAAUGAUGAUCGGCCCGGAAUUGCUGAUACCACAGCUAAGCGAUGGAAUGGCCGAACCAGCUAACGGGAUCGACAAACCAGAACUGACCUGCAUCUCCGAGGAGGGCAUCGCCGAUAUGGACCUCCCCGAUAACCUUCUGGAUGAUCUAGACUACGUAGGAGACUGUAUUACAUCGUGCAACAAGGUCGAAAACUACCUAAUGCUAAGCGAAUUUGAAAAUAAUCUGAGUGCCGAAGUUCCUAUCCUGCUGGACAAGCGUGGUCGAAAACUUUCAGUGUCCAAAACGAAAGCUCUGCUCGCUAGCCAGCUAAAUUUUAAACAUCAUCCGGACUGUGCCCUGGAGCAGCAAGCCCACGCAAGACACGCUCCAAUUUCACCCAUCAUUGAACAUGAAGAUACCUCGGAGAAAGACCAUCUUGGAAAUAGCCAUCAUCAUCAACAUCAUCAUCAUCCGAAUCUUCAUCCCGAUGGUGGAGGAGGGAAUGGGAAAGCCUCGUUGAAGGGCGAUAAUCACACUAAUGGCGGCAAGCAUUGUCGAUUGAGCCAUAAUUGGCGUCCAAAUCAGCAAGCCGGGACGUUUCUUAGCAAUCGUGCUAUAUCUGUGAUCGACGAGGCAUCCGUGUAGAAAUCAAGGGUUUGAUAGAGUGUCACAUUACUUUGUUAAGCUUGCAUUCGUUAAUAUGUGGUUGUUAUAAAUUUGUUUUUUUUUUGUUAGAAUGAAAUUUAUUUAACAAAUUUGAACACAAAAUAAAAAUCUGGGACUGAAUAGGUUUAAAUCGUACCUGAUGUGAUUGAAAUGAAGAAAAGGCAUUUUCUAACGCAUGUGAAAAAGAUUUAAAAGGAUAAGAACAAUACGCUUAGCAGAGUAUAUUAGAACAGAAGAGCGUGAUUCAAGCGGAAUGUUUUCUACUCUAACACUAUUAGGUACCGCCAUGCGAGUCUCUCCCCUUCAAACCCUUGUCUGUCUGCACAUUCUGUAAAUUUGAAUCUAAGUCGGUCGUAGGAAUAUGAGCAACUACCAAAUCUGAAACGGUCACUGCCUAAACGACUACGAUAACAGAAAGUCACUAAAUGCAUUUACUUACAAACCUCAAAAGCAAAACAUAAUUAUCCACUUAUAUCCUCAUUAACUAGAGUCAAUGAAAAUCUACACUGAACCAUUUUAUCAGCUCUUUGUAAAUAGUUACAGUUUGUGAACAA